Molecule: messenger RNA, 931 nt
Organism: Aspergillus aculeatinus CBS 121060
Lineage: Eukaryota; Fungi; Ascomycota; Eurotiomycetes; Eurotiales; Aspergillaceae
Gene: rip1
Product: ubiquinol--cytochrome-c reductase catalytic subunit RIP1
Exons: 3
Coding region: 299-706 (135 amino acids)
Biological process (GO): mitochondrial electron transport, ubiquinol to cytochrome c
Cellular component (GO): membrane
Molecular function (GO): quinol-cytochrome-c reductase activity; 2 iron, 2 sulfur cluster binding
Source: RefSeq, a predicted model, not a curated record
CCCGACUUCAGCAAAUACUCCUCCAAGAAGGGCCCCCGCUCCAACCAGGUCUUCUCCUACUUCAUGGCUGGUUCCCUCGGUCUGGCCUCUGCCGUCGGUGCUAAGGCUACCGUUCAGGGUGGGUGACUCCGACUCUUCUCAGUGUUUCGCAUAUGAGCUUGGACUUGUGUGGGAUGACGGUGCACAACAACUGGAGGGAAUCAAUGACUUCGAUGGAUGGGAUUCAUGGGCUGCCUUGCCUUGCCGCUCCGAUCAUUAUCGCUGACGUGGGAUCAUAUCAAUAGACUUCCUGGUCAACAUGUCCGCCUCUGCCGACGUCCUCGCCCAGGCUAAGGUUGAGAUCGGUCUCGCCGCUAUCCCUGAGGGCAAGAACGUUAUCAUCAAGUGGCGUGGAAAGCCCGUCUUCAUCCGUCACCGCACCCAGGAUGAGAUCGAGGAGGCCCAGAAGACUGAGUGGCAGUCUCUCCGUGACCCCCAGGCUGAUGAGGACCGUGUCCAGAAGGCUGAGUGGCUUGUCAUGCUUGGUGUCUGCACCCACUUGGGUUGUGUCCCCAUCGGUGAAUCCGGUGACUUUGGCGGCUGGUUCUGCCCCUGCCACGGUUCCCACUACGACAUCUCCGGCCGUAUAAGAAAGGGUCCCGCUCCCCUCAACCUCGAGGUUCCCCAGUACAACUUCCCCUCCGAGGACACCCUCGUCAUCGGUUAAACGGAACCCCGACCAAAAAUCGAAACCUCAUGUGCAAUUAAGGGGGGAAGUGCGCUUUUCGCCGGCAUAGAAAGAGCAGGCUAGCCAAGCAAACCCUUUUUUUAGAGCGCCAGGGAAGGAAUGACGGAGAAGGUUUGUGUGUAUGUACGCGUGUGUUGUUGUGUCUGUAUGUGCCUGUGCUUUAGAUGAAAUCCUCUUUUUCUUAUCUCUUUUUUUUGUUCUCUC